Arabidopsis thaliana (thale cress) is the source of this 363-nucleotide messenger RNA. It is a transcript of the gene AGL101, whose product is annotated as AGAMOUS-like 101. The record is from RefSeq and is marked reviewed. NCBI's taxonomy places the organism in Eukaryota, Viridiplantae, Streptophyta, Magnoliopsida, Brassicales, Brassicaceae. Bases 1 to 363 code for a protein of 120 amino acids. The transcript has a single exon.
AUGUUCAAGAAAGCCUUGGAGCUUUCAACUCUGUGCAACAUCGAAGUCUGUGUCAUAUAUUAUGGUCGUGACGGAGAACUCUUCAAGACAUGGCCGGAGGAUGAAUCCAAGGUUCGAGACAUGGCAGAGAGGUUUACCAAACUAAACGAGAGAGAGCGACGGAAGAAAAGAACCAAUCUUUCUCUGUUUCUACGUAAGAAGAUCCUCGACGACAAUAAGCUCUCAGGGAAAGUCUUAGAGAUGAAGGAUUCGUUAGAAAGGGGUCUACGGGUGCUACAAGAUAAGCUUCUGUUACUACAACCCGAGAAUCAGACCAAGUCCCUGACUCGUUCUGUUUCUAGUUUAGAUUAUGUGUUCGUUUAA